AUGGAAACAAGAGUGCUGACAGUUUUCUGCACACUCCUCCUCGGCUCUUUGGGAAAUAUGUUCUCCGGUCGGGCCCACAGGUUUCGCUCCGGCCUCGAGAGAAGUCUUUCAUUCAGAAACCUCUCAGUUAAUCCUCGCAGCAGAUACCCUCUGUACAUGAUGCAGCUGUACCGCUCCUUCAGGACCGUCGAUUCCUCGUCACCAUUAGCUGUCAACGCCGUCAACACGCCAGGUGACACCUCAUCAGCGUACAGCUCUGAUUCUGUCCUAAGUCUGAAGGCUAAAAGUUGCCACCAAGUGGGUGACAGAUGGACAGUCACAUUUGACAUGUCAGCCAUCUCUGCCAGCGAUCUCGUCCAGCUGGCAGAGCUUCGGAUCAGUCUACCAGCCUUCUCUGCCUCCGAGCGAGCCACUGUGGAUUUAUAUCACUCCCGGGAGCAGAGCUGUGACCCGGGCAGCACAUCAUGCCAGGACAAUCACCUUUUCCUGGGGAGCUUUGGCACGUCGCCCAACAGCACAAAGUCUUCCUGGAAGGUUUUUAAUGUUACAGCUCUGUUGAAAUUCUGGCUGUACCAAGGAGACAGAGUGUCGAGCCAGGAGGCCUCCGGAGAGGCUGAGACAGGCAGUGGGAGCGGUGCUGGGGAGGAGAGGCAGACAACUGACCAGUCCCUCUUCAAGAAUUUUGGUUUUAGGCAGAGAAAAAUAAACCAUUCAAUAACAAACCGGGUCAUGAUGGUCAUCUUCUCCAAACACAACCUGCCCCAGGAAGGCCACGCGGCAUACAGUCUCAUUCACACUGUGGAGAACUCCAAGUAUGUGACCAUGGACAGAGUCAGCAGUGAGAGCCAGGGUCGACGGCACAAAAGGAACCGAAUGGAAAUGAUGAGAGUGGCUGGUGGAGCUGCUCCGACAGCGGAGCCGGUGCAGAGGCUGCUGUGUCGCAAGGUAGACAUGUGGGUGGACUUUGACCAAAUUGGCUGGGACGAGUGGAUUGUGCAUCCCAAGCGGUUCAACGCAUAUCGCUGUGAGGGAGACUGCCCGACGCCCCUGGAUGAGUCCUUCCAGCCCACCAACCAUGCAUACAUGCAGAGCCUCAUGCGUCAUCGCCAUUCAGAGAGAGUGUCCUGUCCGUCCUGCGUGCCGACGCGGCUCAGCCCACUCUCCAUGCUCUACUAUGAGAACGACGACUUGAUGCUGCGUCAUCACGAGGAAAUGAUUGUUGAGGAGUGUGGCUGUCACUGAAGGCCCCCCCCCCCAU
Molecule: messenger RNA, 1258 nt
Organism: Limanda limanda (common dab)
Lineage: Eukaryota; Metazoa; Chordata; Actinopteri; Pleuronectiformes; Pleuronectidae
Gene: spaw
Product: southpaw
Exons: 3
Coding region: 1-1242 (413 amino acids)
Biological process (GO): SMAD protein signal transduction; BMP signaling pathway
Cellular component (GO): extracellular region
Molecular function (GO): cytokine activity; type I activin receptor binding; growth factor activity
Source: RefSeq, a predicted model, not a curated record